Molecule: messenger RNA, 1586 nt
Organism: Zingiber officinale
Lineage: Eukaryota; Viridiplantae; Streptophyta; Magnoliopsida; Zingiberales; Zingiberaceae
Product: pyruvate dehydrogenase E1 component subunit alpha-1, mitochondrial-like
Exons: 8
Coding region: 80-1252 (390 amino acids)
Biological process (GO): pyruvate decarboxylation to acetyl-CoA
Cellular component (GO): intracellular membrane-bounded organelle
Molecular function (GO): pyruvate dehydrogenase (acetyl-transferring) activity
Source: RefSeq, a predicted model, not a curated record
AAAAAAAAUCUCAAUUUUGUCGCUGCUUCUUGUUUUCCAACCGCAUCCACCUUUCCACAGAUCCGCCCUACCUUCCUCCAUGGCCGCCGUCCGCCGCCUCUCCGCCGUGCCGAUCCGGCGCUGCCACCCCCUCUUCCUCCUCCGCUCCUUCUCGUCCGCAGGUAGCGAGCCGACGAUCACCGUCGAGACCAGCGUCCCCUUCACGGGCCACAAGAUCGACCCGCCUUCUCGCUCCGUCGAGACCACCCCCUCCGAGCUCCUCUCCUUCUUCCGGGAGAUGUCCCUGAUGCGCCGCAUGGAGAUCGCGGCCGAUUCGCUAUACAAGUCCAAACUCAUCCGCGGGUUCUGCCACCUCUACGACGGGCAGGAGGCCGUCGCCAUCGGCCUUGAGACCUCCAUCACCAAGAAGGACGCCAUCAUCACUGCUUACCGUGAUCACUGUAUCUACCUCGCCCGCGGCGGGACCCUCGUCGAGGCCUUUUCGGAGCUCAUGGGCCGCCGCGCCGGGUGCUCCAAGGGAAAAGGAGGAUCGAUGCACUUCUAUAAGAAGGAUUCCGGGUUCUUCGGCGGGCAUGGGAUCGUGGGUGCCCAGGUGCCGCUCGGAUGCGGCCUCGCCUUCGCCCAGAAGUACUUGAAGGAGGGAACUGUGACCUUUUCGUUGUACGGUGAUGGGGCUGCCAACCAAGGGCAGCUCUUUGAAGCCCUUAACAUAUCGGCGCUUUGGGAUUUGCCUGCCAUCUUGGUCUGCGAGAACAAUCAUUAUGGCAUGGGGACGGCUGAGUGGCGUGCUGCAAAAAGCCCUGCGUACUAUAAACGAGGUGAUUAUGUCCCUGGUCUGAAGGUUGAUGGAAUGGAUGUUCUGGCUGUCAAGCAAGCUGCCAAAUUUGCAAAGGAGUAUGCUCUGAAAAAUGGACCUAUGAUUCUUGAGAUGGACACAUACAGAUACCAUGGACAUUCAAUGUCUGAUCCAGGAAGCACUUAUCGCACACGUGAUGAGAUUUCCGGUGUCCGACAGGAGCGUGAUCCCAUCGAAAGAGUUAGGAAGCUGAUAUUCUCCCACGAGCUAGCCACAGCCUCCGAGCUCAAGGACAUUGAGAAAGAAGUCAGGAAGGAAGUAGAUGAUGCCAUUGCUGAAGCAAAGGAGAGUCCUAUGCCUGAUCCCUCCGAGCUAUUUACCAAUGUGUUCGUGAAAGGUUUCGGUGUGGAGUCAUUCGGUGCAGAUAGGAAGGAGGUGAAAGCUAUUCUUCCAUGAAGAGACAGACCACCAAGUGAAUCCUUGAGUACAAUUUUUUCUCUCUCACGAAACCUUCAACAAAUAAGUAUGGAAAUGAAAAUUUUCUGGGUAUUUUUUUGGCGUUUUGAUUCAGUAUGAUACAGGUAUAGAUUGGCUUAACUUAUUAAGUCAGGUUCUUCCAAGUCUUCUCCUGAACAUUUAAGGGGCUUCUGAACUGUCAAAGCUGCAAAAUUUAUUUGCAGUUACUCUCGGUUUGUUUUGCUGGAAUAUAAUCUCUAAGUAUUCUUUUUUUUUUAGAAAAAAAAAGAUAUUAUUUUAUAUUUUUUGAAUAUUCAGUCUAUCUUUUGGUGCU